CUCGGGGUCUUGUUGCUGGAGAUGUUUGAGUACUUCGCGCACAAGUUUGACUUUCGCAAGUACGGGAUCGACGCUCUGACUGGAGAGUUGGUCAGGAAGCAGAUACCCAGUGGCGUGCUGUACAUUGUGAAUCCUAUCAAACCCAAUGAAAACAUCGCCUCUGCGACGAAUUCCUUUCCAAUUUUGUUGGGCUCUUUCAAGUGGAUUUUUGCGGAACUGCAUACUUCUGUGUUGCGUGGCAGUAAUGGAGGAAUUCAGCAAGGGAUUCUGGGCAAGCUGUUGGGCUUCACGGAAGAGGAGCUCAAAGGAAGGGAAUUGCAUGAGAGGUUGUUUCACAGACGAGUGUUCGGACCUGUUUAAUGACUGAUUUACCGCGUUUUCGGAGAAUUAUUUGUUUGUUUUUUGUCGAAAUUAGAGCCGGGUAAUUUUUUUUCUUGAUGAAAGUCAAAUUUUUGACUAUGACAUUGUUUUUUCUUUUCUUGGAAUUUCAAGGUGGGGGAAUAUCCAUUCCUUGAAAAGAAAUUAAAUUCCAUAGGUUUUUCGAUUGAGGAAUGAGCACAAAAUCGUAUGUUUCACUUCUUUAUCUUGAUAAUGUGAAAAACAACUGCUCUGGUCCCUUCUUGUUUAUUCGUGGACUGGGUAAUUUCACGGUUGUGCAAAUCUUGAAGCAGACAUGGCUGACAAGUCGUAAGAAACUUUUCUUCCUUGAGCCCAAGUGGCCAAGAUUUUUCCGAUAACAGGUCCCAGUUUGAAUCCGGUGCCUGCGGAAGCAAUACUGUACUGUAAUAACCUG
This is a messenger RNA of Notodromas monacha, 793 nucleotides long. The record is from the annotation of a GenBank genome assembly. Lineage: Eukaryota; Metazoa; Arthropoda; Ostracoda; Podocopida; Cyprididae.